AUGCCUGAUGUACUUGGUGCGGGACUUCGGUGGCUCAAAGGGGAGAAAGGGAAAUCUUUCAAGGAACCUAUAGAAGCUUGCGUAGGGCCAGAUGUGAUCGAGAGCAGGAGGCUACAUCAAAUGGCUCGUAAUAUGGGAUUGGAGAGCGACAGUGAAGAGGAACGUCUCAAUAACCGUACCGUCAGAUCAGAAAGACACCGCGAGAGAGUCAAACAUCGUCCCCCUCCGGAUAAAUAUAGUCCAGAGGGUUCAUCUAGAAGUGGUACAAUGAUUGAUUAUAGUAAGACGGGCGGAUAUCAAAGGUCAAUAUGGCUUAAGGACGGAGACCAUUCAUCAGACUCAGAUCGACUGCCUAGGCAUGACUCCCCUCAGGUGAAAAAUACAAGGAAGAGUUCUGAUUACCCAAAUACCAAUCUGGGGCCAAGCGGAAAACCAUGGGGUCAACAAAUUUCUAUUUCACAGUCAGCUCCGGAUGAUUAUUCAAUGCCCUACGAGAGUUCUGGAAACUUGCAUGUGGGAAGUCCUAGAGAAGCUGCUAGACUAUCGACAUCGGCCAAUUCCUCUGAAUAUGUGCCUCGCGUAGAUAGAAGUGCACACGAGAGUAACAAUCGGCGAGGACCUCCAUAUUCUAACCAACGACCGCCGUCACCUCAUCUAAAAUUUGACCCUGUGCGAGACGCUGCUGCACAAAACGAUGUAAUCUCUCGCCAUCAUUCAAACUAUGAAGCACCCAUCUCAUCUCGAGUCAUUCCUGUAAGAAAGCCUGUACCACAUUCCCAUUUGCAGCAUCCAUCAAUAGCAAGAAAGGAAGCCAAAGAAUUAAAUCCUAAACACCUAGCAGAACUAGCAAUUAUCAAUCGUCGUAAUGAGGAAGAGGUUCUUCGACAGCGAAGAGCGAGAAAACUUUUGAACAGCCCUCAGGAAAGUGAGGAAUCAGAUGAGGAUUACUACGAAGAUACAGCCAGAGGACGACGUCAAUACGAGGAGGAUAAGAGACUCUUCAAGAAUUACCAAGCACGUCAAGGAGACGGCAAACUACUACCUCUCCCGUUACCUUCGAAACUACCCCCAAGUCUCAACCAACACUCAAGCCCACCACCCAGAUCCGCCGCAUCACCCCUUGGGUUUCCGAUCCCAUUUCGACCUGUAUCGCUAAUGGAGGACGAAGAACCCCACAAUUCCUGGCCCGGCCAUAUAAAGCCUCCUCCAGAUCCUCGUACGAGUACAGUCAUGCCCCCACCACGACGCACUCCCGUCUCCUCCAGCGCAUGGGAAAACAAUCCCAGAGCUCCACCCUACCCCGUCACUCCCCACAAUUACCAUCUCAACGGAUAUAACAAUCAAAACGAUGUUCAAAAACGUGCAGUUCAUGAUGCUUUUCAAGAUAUGAUGCUACAUGGACAUGAAAGAAUCGCAGGUCCUACCCCUCCUACUUUCCGGAGUUCGUAUCCGGAUGCAAUGGAGUUGUCGGGUGUUAGUCCAGAGAUACGUAGGGAUGGGACGAGAAGACAUACAGCUGGUGGGAAUGAAGUACUGGGUCAAAGAUCACGAACGCCUGAAUUUGCAGUAAGAAUAGAUAUGGAUAUAUAUCGUCCUGCCACAAUUCAGGAAACAGAAGAGGAACGCGCAGGCGGUGGUAUAUCAGGUGUUGAGCGAAUGGAGUUACAUGGUGAAAGUAGACGAUUGGGGGCAAUUGGGGAUCGUAGAAGAGAAAGACCAGUUCCGGAAAUUCGUGUUCAGCAUCCUACUCCAAUAGCAAGUCUGCGGGAGUCACAUGGUGUGAAUAUCGGGAGGACGAGGAGGAGUGCGGAGAUUGAACGGUUGGUGGCCCCGAGAUCGGAUCAUGGAGAGCGUAGGAAGCAUGAAAAGCAUAGCAAACACGGGGAACAUUAG
Botrytis deweyae is the source of this 1893-nucleotide messenger RNA. RefSeq lists its product as uncharacterized. Lineage: Eukaryota; Fungi; Ascomycota; Leotiomycetes; Helotiales; Sclerotiniaceae. The transcript has 2 exons. The record is from RefSeq and is a predicted model, not a curated record. Bases 1 to 1893 code for a protein of 630 amino acids.